GGUGCACGACUGGUUGCAUAACUCGAAGCGUCUCUAACAAGUUGUUUGUGCCUAAUUUGUGUUUUUUUCGCAUCUAUUGCGUAAAGAUUUGGAAGAAUUUGCAAGAAAAACGCCGAGUGUCGUCCAAAUGGCUCAAAAAUAAUGAAAUUGACAAUCAAAAACUGGACUGGGGUUGCGACUUGGAGAUGGGUGGCAAAUGACGACAAUUGCGGAAUUUGUCGCAUGCCCUUUGAUGGUUGUUGUCCUGAUUGUAAAUUACCGGGAGACGAUUGCCCCCUAGUGUGGGGACAGUGCUCGCAUUGUUUUCACAUGCAUUGCAUUGUUAAGUGGCUGCAGUCCCAACCCGUCAACCAGCAGUGCCCCAUGUGCAGACAGCCCUGGAAGUUCAACAACAAGUAGCCAGGUGUUUCAGAACUGUCGGCUUUGAAAGUGCAGACACAAGUCCGACUUCCUGCGCCGUUCGGGAGACAAAUGUGAUCGACAGGGCAUUGGUCCUUGUAAUAUUGGCACACGUUUGUCAACUGGGGACAACUCUGAGGCACUGCCACCAACCCAAACAACUUGUUCCCACUGCCGCCGAGAGGAACCUGCAGGGGCGGCAAACGUGUCAGCGUGUUUUUCUCCGCCCGUUCAAUUUUCUUCCUGAAAUCACAGAUAAAUUAUUGUAUUACACCACGUGGCACUCACGUGAUCCAGUCCGACCAAUAGAUGUGUUUAUCGGUGACUGUUAUCCCGAAUGGAUAUGUGCAGUUGGUGGCAAUUGUGCGCCUGAUUUUGCUGUCGAUAUCGACACAUUCGAUUUUUUUCGUUCCGGCGUCCGCGUAACACAAUUGUUCGGUGUCGUAGUCAAUGGUGAGAGAGUUGGGAAGGGAAACGGCUUCCCCUUGCAGGAAAAUGCCGCGGCCGGAGCCGUCGCCGUUCGCCCACUCGAUCUUGGGGUUCUUGCGGUCCCAAUCGGUCCAAAAGAUUUUGCUAAAACGCAAAAUCAGUAUUAUUUAUAUUUUUUUAAACUUGUAAAUACCCUCGUUGCGGAUGCACGGCGAUUCCUCUCGGGUUGACUAAAUUGAAAUCGAAAAGGACUCGCCUCCGCCUCGUCUCAAUACUCGCGACUUCGACUGUAUCUUUGGUCGAAUCGGUCCAAUAAAUGUUUCUUGAAACCCAAUCAACUGCUAGUCCUUCCGGUGACCCAAUCCCUUCCACGAUAAAGUCGCUCUUGUUACUCCCGUUGUAGGAGGAGCUCCUGAUCGCCCUCCCGCUGAUGUCACCCCAAUAGACCCGUCCUUCGUAACAGUCAAUGUCCAGGCCCACAGCAGUUUGGAAGUACUUGACCUGGAUGGGUUUUCCUGAAUUUUGCUUCGUGGGUUCGAAUGGGAUUUUUAGUGUUGACAUUCCCUGGUUGAGUAACAGGAAGUUGCCUUCGUGGGUGGGAUUCUUCCGACAGAUGGUUCCGUUCCCCACGUAGCCAGUGUUACACUGACAGACGUACCUCCGGUUCGAGUCUGUAACACACGUGGCUUGUGGGUCGCACAAAGUUGGCUCGAUGUGACAGUUGAUUUCGGUGUAACACACGUAACCAUCGCCGUAGUAACCACGUUCACACUGACACUCGUACAAGGAGGUGGAGGGGUCGUACUCGCAGGUGGCGUGGAGGCCGCAUUUAUUUUCAAUGUUACAACCGAUGGGGCGCGGUUUACAUUCGGUUAUGCCGUCCCCCAUGUAACCACUCUUGCAGGAGCAAUAAUGGAGCUGGUAGGUGUCGUCGUAGAGACACUCGGCGUUUUCGACGCAAAGUCCGCCGCCACAAGUGCUGGGUUUAAUGCACUGGUUUUGGGAAUCCCGGACGUAGCCCUCUUUACAGACGCAUUCGUAGCGCUGUGAGCUGGACAGAAGGCACUCCUCGGUUUGGGUGCAGUCGGCAUUGGAGGUGCAAAUGGCUAGAGAAGUGUGAAACAUUCAAGAGGUUUACUGCUUUGUAUUACCUGUGAUUGUGCAGUUGAAACCGUCCCCGAAAUACCCCGGGUUGCACACACAUUUCGACUUCCCGACAGUUUCGUCGUAGUAACAAUUUGCAUUGGGCCCACAGUUAUAUUCCUGCGCACACGACACGGUUACAGCAUCGCAGGUGUAACCAUCCCCGUCGUAACCUUCGUUACAGAUACACGAGAAAGUUUCAUUUUCCGAAUUGUAAAUACACUGAGCGUUGGCGUUACAAUUAUUCAAAAUAUCACACGUGACUACAAGAAAUAAUUAUUUGGUAACACCGUACGUAACAAUUAAUUCGUUACCAUUAUCCGCAAGUGGCGUAGUCGGCGGUAGAACAGUCGUCUCCUCUUUGGGGAUGCAAUACGUGGUCCCUUUCUCAAAAGUGUACCCUUCGGGGCACCAACACACUCCCAGGACGCACCUCUGGAUCUCCUUCUCGACCGCCGCUUCCGUCACGUUUUGCACUUCCACCUUGCUACAACUGUAGCCGUCCCCUUCGUACCCCGGCAAACACACACAGUAGUAGCUGUUCGUCUUGGGGUCGAUGGUGCAGACGGCGAAGGGGUCGCAGUUGUUGGCCGUGUGGCAACUCCGGUCGACCAGCGGGCUACAAACUUGCCCGUCUCCGGUGAAUCCGGGCAUGCAGCGGCACAUUGCCACGUUGUCGCCCUCCACGCACUCGGCAUUCGGGGGGCAAAUGACGUUAUGGCACGAGAAUUCGUUCUCGCACACUUGCCCGUUUCCGGUGAAGCCCGGAUUGCAAGAGCAGGAGUACGACCCGACCUGGUUCACACAGGCUGCGUUCUGGUCGCAACUGUGGAGCCCGGUCUGGCAUUCGUCAAUGUCGGCGCAGACUGUCUCGUUUUCGGCAAACAUUUGCUGGAAACCUGGGUUGCAAACGCACCGGAAGCUGUCGCCGUCCACGACGCAGGCACUGAAAGGGGCGCACUGGGAGCGGCCCUCCUGGCAAGGGUCGAUCUCCCCCAAAGGCAUGAUCUUGUUAGUUAAGCCGAAACGGAUGAUCUGUUCUUUGCUCUCGUAACUGAUGAAGUUUUUGCCGACUUUGAGCUUCCAGCUCUCGCCGAGUGAGGUAUUCUCGUGCUUGCAGUAAUCAAAAGUGUAGACUUGUUCAAUGUCGUACGAAACGGUGGUCUCUUCUUUGUUUUCGUCCAAGUAUUUGAAAAAGCGAGUCGAUGACAUUUGAACCACUCCGGGACUCGUCAAAGUGUACUGUUCCUGAUACUCAUCGAUUUCGAUUUUUGAGUCGAACGGUAAAGUCGGGAUUUCCCCCUGAAUGUUGGUUUCGAGUCGCAAUUGAUCGAAAACGUCCAAACCUAAAUAUUUUUGUUUUAUCGUAACGGUUUGACUGGUGUUUAAGAAUUUGAGAAUGGCAGUGUGGUUGAAAACACCUCCCGUGAAUUGGUACCCAUUUUGGGCGUUUCUGAUGGGUUUGGCGAAAAUAUAACCAAUUACCCCACCCAGAAUUUGCAAGGAUUGGAUGUCAAAACCUAUAGAUUCGGGGAUUUUGCUAAUAGCCGUGUAGGCCCGGCCAUCGACCAUGACAAUGUACGACUGCAAGUCCAAAUUUUCCAGUCGUUCGCCGUUAAUUUUCCCGUUGAUUUUCCCAUUAACUCUCAGCGGAACGUCUGGAAAAAACGCAAUUAAGUUUUUGAAGCCUGAGCCACAUUUUUUUAGUUACUGCAAUAACACCUUUCUUUACACAAAACCGCCCAUUCCCGUAGUACUGUUUCUUGCACUGGCAGCAGAACCCCUCCUCGUAGUCCACACAGUUGGCUUGGACGUGACAAUAAGUCGUAGCUUCGGCACACGUUUGCGGAUUCUCGUCGCUUUUCAAAUCAUCGGUGAUCAAAUCGGGCCCGAUCACGUCAUUCCCAUCAACCCUGUACAUGAACUGCCCCGGGAGGUCAAUAUUGGACCACCUACAACCCGCAAUGAGCAAAUCAGGUCGGCUUGCUGGCUCCAACUCACACUUCCAAAUUCCGGACUUGCUCCGUGCCGGAGCCCGGAAGCGUGUACAUUUUGCCCUCGGCGGAGAUGAAUCCGGCUUGGGCGCGGGCGUCCGGGAGCCCGGACUCGUCCCCGGUGCCUUGGAUCCACUGGAUGCCCUCUUUGGGGUAGAGGAGUUCAACGAAUGAGCUGGCGCCGUCGGUGAUGAUCACCAGUUGAUAAGUGUUGGUUUUGUCGCUGCCUCUGUUGAAAUAACCGACACGGAACCAAGUCACGAUAAAUAGACUUUUGGCCUGGAAAUUUUCCUGGUCGGAGAAGUAUUCACGGACGUUUUCUGUGGCGCGGUGAAUGAGGGCCGAGUCGGAGGUUUCGUAGUAGGAAAUCGUCCCAGCGCUCCUGGUGUCCACGUUCGUGUAAAAGGGGGCGAUGAGGGGGUAGUCGAGGGGGAACUCGAUGUUGAAGAAGUUGGGGAUUUCGGUUUGGAAGGAGACGAAGCCGUUUGAGUUCAC
Messenger RNA from Tribolium castaneum (red flour beetle), 4460 nucleotides. Its product is annotated as anaphase-promoting complex subunit 11. Gene Ontology annotation, biological process: protein ubiquitination; positive regulation of mitotic metaphase/anaphase transition; anaphase-promoting complex-dependent catabolic process. Gene Ontology annotation, molecular function: ubiquitin protein ligase activity; zinc ion binding; cullin family protein binding. NCBI's taxonomy places the organism in Eukaryota, Metazoa, Arthropoda, Insecta, Coleoptera, Tenebrionidae. The record is from RefSeq and is a predicted model, not a curated record. The transcript has 3 exons. Bases 142 to 399 code for a protein of 85 amino acids. Gene Ontology annotation, cellular component: anaphase-promoting complex; nucleus.